Molecule: messenger RNA, 828 nt
Organism: Lactuca saligna
Lineage: Eukaryota; Viridiplantae; Streptophyta; Magnoliopsida; Asterales; Asteraceae
Source: the annotation of a GenBank genome assembly
AUGGUAAAACCAACAUCUCUGCCCAUCUCCAUCGUUGUUUCAAUUUCUCUAGAGGUGGAGUUUAAUGAAGUUGUCGGAUUUGACCUUGAUUUCGAUUUUUAUCUCCAGGAGAUCAAAACCGAAAAGCUAAUCGUUAAAAAAAGCAUCAAUAGCAGACCAACGACUUUGGAUUCGACUGUUAUCAAUUAUUUGAGCUGGUUUUUGGGUGAGAAUAAUGAAUACGUUCGGACCUUCAAGACUGCAAAGCAGAUAGCUGAAGGAAUGGAUUUGGAAUCGUAUGGUGUCCGACUAUUCAAUGACAUUCAGGACCGUAGAUAUGACUUACCUUUACCUGGGUCGGUGUAUGGUAAUCCACAGCACUUUAUCACCUUUACAUGCAACGUUAAAUGGCCAGAGAUCACCCAGUAUAUGGAUACACAUCACCAAACCGAUAUGCAUAGUAGAGCAGACAUAAUUGGUCGAGUGUUCAAUAUAAAAGUUCGUGAGUUCAUCCGGUUUCUUAAAGAGGAUAAAACCUUUGGCGAUGUUGAAGCAUGUGUGAUAUUGGAAUGAUACUAUUAUAUGAUGUAAUAAUAUUAUUUUCCAUAGAAGAAACCACAUUUUGAUUUUGUUUUUUUAUGUGUACAAAUGUUACCUUUUUUUGUCACUGUAUGUAUUUUCUUUACAUUGAGAUUCCUUAGUUCCAAGUUUAAUUAUUGUAAGCAUAAUUUUUUUUUCCCUUUUUUAAUUUUAACUGUAUCUACACAGAUCACAUGCACUUUUAUUCUGUAUAUGUUGUUCUCAAAUUACCCAUUGGUUAAAAAAAAUUAAUUUUGUUGCCAUUACCCA